This is a messenger RNA of Cololabis saira (Pacific saury), 2717 nucleotides long. RefSeq names its product thrombomodulin-like. The transcript is spliced from 2 exons. The record is from RefSeq and is a predicted model, not a curated record. Lineage: Eukaryota; Metazoa; Chordata; Actinopteri; Beloniformes; Belonidae. Gene Ontology annotation, molecular function: calcium ion binding. The coding region runs from base 173 to 1786 and encodes 537 amino acids.
GGACAAACCUCUAACCAGCGCGGCACUUCCUUCCGCGUUUCCUGGUAGCUGGAAGCUUUUAUAAAUAGGGACUAUGGUCAGCUCUCAGUCACUGUCCCGACUCCAAACCGUCAGAGACACACGUCUAAACCGCAGAAGGGUCGCAGCGAGAAGCCUUUAAGCCACCGACAGCAUGAUUCGUGCGGCGACGACGCUGCUUUUCUGUGCGCUUUUGGUGCGCGCCGCGGAGGAAGCGGCCGCGCUGCGCGGGCGCUGCGCGGGGGGGCUCUGCGCCUUCCAGCACCGACUCAACCUCCAAGCCGCCGACAAGUUCUGCACGGACAAAACGGGUUCUCUGCUGGAGCGAGGUCCCGGGGACGAGCUGCCGGAGCUGGCGGCUCUGCUGAGCCCCCUCGGGGGGAGAUUCUGGCUGCGCAGCGGAUCUGAAAGCUGCGCCGCCGCGUCCGUGAGGGGCCAGAACGUCACGGUGGAGUCGGUCCCGUGCACGGAGGCCCUGGACGGGUUCGUGUGCCAGUACGAGCCCGCUGACAUGUGCGGUCCCGUCCAGGGAGGCGCGGGCGCGCAGGUCGGGUACAUCUUCUCCGAGGACUUUGAGAUGACAAACUCGGAAGCGCUUCCCCCCGGAACCGUGGCCACGGCGCAGGACGCGGCGGCGGGGGGGAAGUAUCCGAGCUCCAAGCACAUCUGCUUCGGCGCGACGUGGCUCGCGGCUCCGUGGUUCUGCGAGGUUCUGCGGGGCGGCUGCGAGCGCGACUGCGACCCGGCCGCGAGGGCGUGCGCGUGUCCCGCCGGCAGCGCCGUGCACGCCAACAACGUGUCGUGCGUAAUGGAGGAAGACCCGUGCGCCGGCUGCGCGCAGGGGUGCCAGACGCAGACGCACGGAGGCGGCUUCGCGUGCACGUGCGACCAGGGAUACAGGCUGGCGCCGGACGCGCGCGGCUGCGUGGACGUGGACGAGUGCGCGGAGAAGCCGGACGCGUGCGCCAACGAGGGCGAGGAGUGCGUGAACGUGCGGGGAGGCUACGAGUGCAGGUGCGCGCACGGAUUCGACGGGGAGGACGGAGUGUGCGUGAACGUGUCCAUCUGCUUCCUCUGCGAGCACACCUGUGUGAAGAUCGACGGCGUGCACCGGUGCGCGUGCAUGGAGGGCUUCGCCGUGUCCCCCGCAGACCCCACCAGGUGCGUGAUGAGCUGCGGACGCGAGUGCGCGGCGAUGUGCCACCCGGACCCGCAGAAGGAGGAGUGGGACAUGCAGCAGUGCUUCUGCCCGGACGGAUACGUCACCGACAUCAGCAACAAGACGGCCACCUGCGUGGACAUCGACGAGUGCGAGCACCAGAGCAUGUGCGACCACGUGUGUGAAAACCUCUUCGGCGGCUACAGGUGCAGCUGCCACGACGGGUACGCGCUGCGGGGCGGCGGCAGGUGCGUGCCGGAGGAGGACGACGGCGGCGACGCGGAGGUCGGAUCCGGUGACCCGACCGAGCGGCCCACUCCGGCCAGCAGCCAACCCGCGUCCUUCCCGCCCUACGUGCGGACCGGCAGCGUGCUGGGACUGACCGCCUUCGUGGCGCUGCUGCUCGCGCUGCUGGCCUGCACGGUCCGCUGGAUGCUGCGGCGCUGCAGCACGUUCAAGCUGCACUCCUUCAAACACUCGGACCUGGACAUCUUCAACCUGCAGCAGGUGACCACGGAGACCUACAAGAGGCUGUCCUUCGACAAGCCAUCGAAAAACGGCGUGCAGAGACUCAGCACACUGCAGGAGACGCAGACUGGGGCCACCUAAAGUACCCCAGAGCAGCAGAAUAAAAAAAACAGAAAAAACACUGUUAAGUAUAUCACUGCACACUGCACAGAAUUGAAAAAGAGACUUUAGUUAUUCAUCUUUGCAUGAGAAAGAAAUCUUUUAUAGGAACAAAUUUCAGCAGCUGAAGAUAAGAUUCACAAAACAAGUCCAACAAUAAUGAUGUUAAACUGCUGUAAUCCCUUUUUUUAUAUUUGCAGUCCAGAUGAUGUGCUAUUGGUGUUAUUUUCCAUUUUAAAGCUCUGGUUUUCACAGAUGCUGUAUUUAAUGUGAAGGAAGAGCCGUUUCUGUGGCCAGACUGUGGCCGGAUCACGUGCUUUUAUCUGAUCACUGACGGAGAAGUUGGUCGAGGUGCGAAGAGUAAAUACUGUUAACUGCCUGUGUGUUAAUUACAAAUGAAAACAGCCCUACGAAUCCCGGUGACAAGGAUCCUCUGGACUGAGCGGGCCGGUCUGUGCAUCCGAGCAUCAGUCCGUGCGCCGCUGCCACCCACAUUCCCCCGAGGUGGAGAGGUGGUUCUUUCUCUCCACUUAACACUGCUCUUCAUAGGUCAACUUCAAAUGAAUGUAAAACUGUGCUGCUACUGACAUUAGAGCUGUAGUUGAAACACACGUGCACCUCAUCCAAGCAUGCUGUAAACCAGGCUUGCUCCAAGCUUCACUGGUGUUUUAUGUUCUCUGAGUCUUAAAUGGUGGUUCGUGCAGCGGCCUCGUUGCAAAUCUUUGUGCUCUGUGCUACAGUCACAAUAACCUUUAGGUCCGUGUCGCCCCCCCUGGACUCCGUGUGUCACUUUAAAGGGGACCUAUUAUGGCUCUUAAUGUAUAUUUUAAACAGGCCUUGAAUGUCUUAAAAACAAGCUUUUGAUUGUUUUUUUCUAAAUAAAUUAGAAAUUCCGCCUCUGGGCCAUGUCUUU